This is a messenger RNA of Protopolystoma xenopodis, 447 nucleotides long. NCBI's taxonomy places the organism in Eukaryota, Metazoa, Platyhelminthes, Monogenea, Polystomatidea, Polystomatidae. The record is from the annotation of a GenBank genome assembly.
AUGUCACAUUCAGGGGUUCAUAAUACUUCACUCCGUCUUGUUUUGAGACUGGCAUGGCGUCUUCUAUGCCAGACUGCCUUGUUUCUCCUCUUCCACCAGCUUGUACGGAUGCCUCGCCGGCCUGGCUGCUCCCCUCCUCUCCUGCAUGAAGAAGAUUGCCCGCAUCUCCUGCCCGGUCUUCUCGACGCUCCCUCGAAGCCGGUGUCCCAUCAAUGCUCAAGCGGCCCGCCAAUAAACCGUUUGAGGCAAUUCGACGUCAGCAGCGUUGAGAGCUCCAGCCAGUUCCGCCGUGCCGCCCACAUCCAAAAGCGGGCCUCUGGCAUCAAUUACGAAGAGGAUUCAGAAAUGCAUACAGUUUUUAGCGGAAUGAAGCGCAAGCAUUCAACGCCUCCUUCGGCGUGGAAGACGCUUGUCUAUCAUCUGCUUCUUGCCGUUCGCAGAAGCUGA